Lachancea sp. 'fantastica' is the source of this 870-nucleotide messenger RNA. Lineage: Eukaryota; Fungi; Ascomycota; Saccharomycetes; Saccharomycetales; Saccharomycetaceae. The record is from the annotation of a GenBank genome assembly.
AUGAACAAUGGCGUUGUAGACCCUGACGAUGCCAUCAUAGUCAAUCAAGGAAAUGCGAAUAUUUUGGUCAGGUACGGGGAUCGGAAGAGCCGUCUUGACCGGUGCUGCGUGCGAUUCCGAAGCCUUGAACAAAAUAAUACUUAUACUUUAAAAAACUUGCAAUUCGUCAAGAAUUGCGUUGUACCACUCCUUGGCGAUUAUCUGGUUGCAGUUACCAGAUUUCAGCGGAGUGUUUUAGAUUUGAGAAAUCUUUUGACAGAAUUCAAAGUUGAUGUAGACAGCCAGAAAGUUGAAGUCUUGGAAAUGGAAAAUUUGACCUACGAUAUGGACUCAGUAGUUAGAGUGGACCAUUUUACCAAAUUUCAUAGGUGCAAGAUCAGCGAACAUUGUGAAACCAUUGUGUGGGAAUUCAAGCCCAAGUGGAUGACCGAAAAAGGCGAGAAUUGUCGCAAUUGCAGCCUUAAUUGCUUUAAGGGCCGCAAUAUUCCAUAUUGCUAUAACAUGGUCCUGGAACGGCCCUCAAUCCUGAGAAAGUGGCUUGCUGCAUUCGAUGUGCCAUCUCAGUUCUUCGAUGACAUGGAACUAUAUUUCAGUGGCCCCGAUAACGUCCUGGCUACUAUCUAUGGAGCACAAAGCAAGCUUGUCGAUUUCGUUUCACCGCCCGGCGAACUGACGGGCGAAAACGACGUUUCGGAAAAAUUGGCCCUUUUAAUGACUUUGCGGGAUGUUACGUGCUUUCUUAGGUGGGACCCAGCGUCAGGCAUUAGCGCCAAAAUUGUGGACGUAGACCUGAAGCCAAAGUCUAAAUGGAAACAAUGGAAGGAUCAACAAGAUGUUUUAGACGCAAGUCAUGUUCGAGUCUGCCAUUAA